AUGGAGCCUAAAAUAGUGAUGGAUGAUAAAGGAAUUGAUAGACUUAAAUUUCUUCUAGAGAAAUCUAAGAUUUAUACAUCUAUUCUUAGUGAAAAAUUGAAAAAACGAGUUAAGGAUAAUGAAAUACAAAAGAAAUUUAUAUCUUUAGAAAAAAAAGAGAUCAAAAGUGAAUUUUCUGAUUUAGAUUUAUUAGAUCAUUCUGAAGUAUCUGAAAAGAAAGAAAAAGAUAAAUUAGUUUCCAAAAAAAAUAAUGUUUCAGUAAAAAAAACAGCUAAGUCAAAACAUGGUCAUGGAAGUCGUAUUACAGAUUAUUUUACUAUGAAAGUUGCAGAAACGUUAUGUGAACCCGAGGAAAGUUAUCAAUCCAAAGACGAUUUUGAUAUUGCUGAUAAGACGUUAUCUUUGAUUUCUCAACCGAAAUUAGUUACUGGAUGUGUUUUACGUGAUUAUCAGCUCGCUGGUGUAGAAUGGUUGGCAUCACUUUAUGAAAAUGGUUUAAAUGGUAUCCUUGCAGACGAAAUGGGUUUAGGUAAAACGCUUCAAACUAUUUCAUUCUUAGCUUUUUUGCGUGAAAAAGGUACUUAUGGGCCGUUCUUAAUUGCUGCUCCUUUGUCAACCAUUAGUAACUGGGUUUUUGAGUUUAGAAAAUUUGCUCCCGAAAUUCCCGUUCUUUUGUACCAUGGAUCUAAACAAGAACGUUCAAGCCUUCGAAAAAGUAAAAUGGGAAUGAUGCAUCCUGAUUUUCCUAUUGUUGUAACUUCAUAUGAAGUGAUUAUGAAUGAUAAGUUGUAUUUGAAGCGUUACCAAUGGAAAUAUAUUGUAGUGGAUGAAGGGCAUCGUAUUAAGAACCUAAAUUGUAAAUUGAUACGGGAACUUAAAAGCUAUGAUUCUGCAAAUCGAUUGUUGUUAACUGGUACUCCUCUUCAAAAUAAUUUAACAGAGCUUUGGAGCUUGCUUAAUUUCCUUUUGCCUGAUAUUUUUGAUGAUUUAGAUUCUUUUCAGAGUUGGUUUGAUUUUUCUGCAUUUCAAGAUAAAAAGGAUGAAGAGACCUUAUUGAAAAGUAUGGAUGUUGUAUCUACUCUUCAUUGUAUUUUAAAACCAUUUCUUCUUCGUCGUUUAAAAGCUGAUGUGGAACAGUCUGUUUCAAAGAAGAGGGAAUAUAUCCUUUAUUCUCCUAUGACAAUUUAUCAAAAUGAACUUUAUAAUGCUAUUUUGAAUAAAGAUGUUAGAAGUUUUUUGAUGAAAAAGCAUUCUAGUGGUUUUACUAGUGAUGAGGUUUUAGGAGUAGAUAAUGAAGAGCAAAAUAUUCAAAGUUCUUGUGUUUCGAAAUCUAUUAAGAUUAAUAGACGUUCUGUUCCUCGAAGAAAUCGGUCUAGGAUUUCAUAUAGUGAAUUAAGGGAUGACGAAUCUUCUGAUAGCUUAGAUAGAUGGUUGUAUAAUGGAGAUGAAAAAAAACAUAAGUCCUUAUAUAAAGAAAAUCUUGAAAAUAAUGUUUCUCAGUUAAAAUUGCAGAAUCUCAUUAUGCAGUUAAGAAAAGUUUGCAAUCAUCCUUAUAUGAUAGGUUUUCAUACUUAUUUUGAUGCAGAUAAGCUUUUGGUUGAUGAAAAUAUUGUAAAUAUGUCUGGGAAAAUGUUAUUAUUACAACGUCUUCUUCCUACUCUUUUUGAAGAUAAUCAUAAAGUUUUAAUUUUUAGUCAAUUUACAAAAAUGCUUGAUAUUAUCGAGUUAUGGGCAGUUAAUAUGCAAAACUGGGAAAUAUGUCGAAUAGAUGGUCUUACUAAGCAAAAUGAAAGGGAAAGACAAAUAGAGGAUUUUUAUGAAAAUCCUAAUAUAAAAUUAUUUCUAUUAUCUACUAGAGCUGGUGGAUUAGGUAUCAAUCUUACAGUAGCAGAUACAGUAAUUAUUUUUGAUUCAGAUUGGAAUCCACAGCAAGAUCUUCAAGCUCAAGACCGAGUUCAUCGUAUUGGUCAGGAUAAGCCUGUUAUUGUAUAUCGUUUGGUUUCUGCAAAUACUGUUGAGGAAAAAAUAUUGGAAAGAGCUAACUCAAAACGAUGUCUUGAGAAGCUUGUUAUUCAAAAAGGAAAAUUUAAAUCGCUUAUGUCGAUAUCAUCUAAAGAUGAUGAAGAGGAACUAACUUCAAUGCUUUUAUUUGAAGAUGCGAAGAAAAUUGUUGUAAAAGGGAAAGAUGAUGAAAUUCUUUCUAAUGAAGACUUGAAAAGUCUUUUAGAUAGAAGUGACGAUGCAUAUAAAAUUUCAGAGAAGAGCACUUCAUGUGUAAAUUAUCGAAUUGUGAAUUAA
Pneumocystis murina B123 is the source of this 2298-nucleotide messenger RNA. RefSeq lists its product as hypothetical. Gene Ontology annotation, cellular component: pericentric heterochromatin; nucleus. The coding region runs from base 1 to 2298 and encodes 765 amino acids. Gene Ontology annotation, biological process: lymphocyte proliferation; DNA methylation-dependent constitutive heterochromatin formation; negative regulation of gene expression via chromosomal CpG island methylation. The record is from RefSeq and is a predicted model, not a curated record. NCBI's taxonomy places the organism in Eukaryota, Fungi, Ascomycota, Pneumocystomycetes, Pneumocystales, Pneumocystaceae. Gene Ontology annotation, molecular function: ATP-dependent chromatin remodeler activity; chromatin binding; ATP binding. The transcript has 6 exons.